GAUGCUGUCACAUCUAUCUGGGGACGUGAACUUGAUGACAUGAAAAAAACUGUUGAGUGGGCCAAACAGUUACCUCUGGACCCCAACGACCCAAACAAUGCUUCUAUCAUGCAGCUGCUAAAAAUGGCCAGAAGUGAAGAGGUGCAUGCUCCUGAGUGCUUCCGACUAGAGCAGCUCCAGGAGGAGUUUUACUUUGUGACUGAUGAAGUGUUGGAGUUGAAGCGAUUGCAACGGCUCAGGAGGGAGGUCCCUUAUAAGAUGGUUCAGAUCCGUGCUUGUUCCCUCAAAGAAUUGCCUGAGAUUCAAUGGCAGUGGUUGAGCAAGUUAUCUCAGAUUCUCCAGAAAUAGAAAUAACAAAUUCAUAAAACUUUUGAUAGCAUUAGAGAAGAUGUUUCAAAGGAGCAAAGCCUUAAAUACGAUCUAUGAUGUGUUCUCUCACUAACAGCGUGCCACUGACAGAUAUUACAUAUGUUACUUUUCCCCUAAGUACCUCAACCCAUCACCCUGUAUGUUUUCAUGAGACAAAACUUUGAUUUAACUGAAAUGAGAUAAGACUUGAGAUUGGGUGCUGUUGUCGGCUUACUGACGCGUUACCACAAGUAUAAAGUGUUGGGAUAUGGAAAGCAUAACAAAUGAAUGUGAAUUUGUAAUGUGCAAACAACACUUGCAAUGCAUUAAUGACGUACGAUCUCAGAUGUCAAUUUUAUAUGUAUUUAAGCCAUAUGACAUCUUGCCCACUGCCUCAAGGUUUCAUAAGGUUGAACCAUUUUUGUAAACCCAGGGGGACUUUCUUACAACUUAAAAUAGCCUACCAAAGGUCCUUGUUUUGUCAAGUUGAUAAAAAUAAAAUAUUUAGAUUGCACUUUUCUGAUUUAUCUUUCAUCAAAUUAGAAAAAUUACUCCAUUUUGUUCCUUCA
Messenger RNA from Pleuronectes platessa (European plaice), 917 nucleotides. RefSeq names its product coiled-coil and C2 domain-containing protein 2A. Gene Ontology annotation, biological process: non-motile cilium assembly; protein localization to ciliary transition zone. The transcript has 3 exons. NCBI's taxonomy places the organism in Eukaryota, Metazoa, Chordata, Actinopteri, Pleuronectiformes, Pleuronectidae. The record is from RefSeq and is a predicted model, not a curated record. The coding region runs from base 40 to 348 and encodes 102 amino acids. Gene Ontology annotation, cellular component: ciliary transition zone.